Molecule: messenger RNA, 2094 nt
Organism: Lipotes vexillifer (Yangtze River dolphin)
Lineage: Eukaryota; Metazoa; Chordata; Mammalia; Artiodactyla; Lipotidae
Gene: RGL3
Product: ral guanine nucleotide dissociation stimulator like 3
Exons: 19
Coding region: 1-2094 (697 amino acids)
Biological process (GO): Ras protein signal transduction
Cellular component (GO): plasma membrane
Molecular function (GO): guanyl-nucleotide exchange factor activity
Source: RefSeq, a predicted model, not a curated record
AUGGAGCGGACGACGGGCAAGGAGCUCGCCCUGGCGCCGCUGCAGGACUGGGGCGAGGAGACCGAAGACGGCGCGGUGUACAGUGUCUCCCUGCGGCGGCAGCGCAGUCAGCGCUUGAGUCCGGGAGCAGGGCCUCGGGGCACCCAGGCCCCCAGCCCCGGUGCCGACACCUUCCUCCAUUACCGCACCAGCAAGGUGCGGGCGCUGAGGGCAGCGCGGCUGGAGCGGCUGGUGCGGGAGUUGGUGUCUGGAGACCGCGAGCAGGACCCAGGUUUCGUGCCUGCCUUCCUGGCCACCCACCGGGCCUUUGUGCCCACUGCCCGCGUGCUGGGCCUUCUCCUGCCACCGCCGCCGCCGCCCCUGCCGCCGGGGGUUGAGAUCAAGAAGACAGAGGGAAGAGAUCUGACCUUCAGCAACAACCUGAGGGCUGUGGUGUCAGUGCUGGGCUCCUGGCUGCGGGACUACCCUCAGGAUUUCUGGGAUCCCCCUGCCCACUCGGACCUAGGCAGUGUUUGCACCUUUCUGGGCUGGGCAGCCCCAUCAGGGGCUGAGGCCCGGGAGGCAGAAAAGCUGCUGGGAGAUUUCCUGAAGGAUGCUGAGCCACAGCAGGAGGAAGAGGAGCGGUCCCAGACAUGGGCAGGACAUCCAGGGGUUGCCCAGAUACCCCGUCCAGACUCCCCGGUAGGCUGCUUGGAAGAGGUGGAAGGACUCGUGCGGGAAGGUCCUGAGCUCCUGGACUUCAGUGUAGACGACGUGGCCGAGCAGCUGACCCUGAUGGAUGCGGAGCUCUUCUCGCGCGUGCGGCCCUUCGAGUGCCUGGGUUCCGUGUGGUCGCAGCGGGACCGGCCGGGGGCCACAGGCACCGCCUCCACUGUGCGCGCCACUGUGACCCAGUUCAACACGGUGACCGGCUGCGUGCUGGGCUCGGUGCUCGGGUCGCCGGGCCUGGCCGCCCCGCAGAGGGCGCAGCGGCUGGAGAAGUGGAUCCGCAUCGCGCAGCGCUGCCGGGACCUGCGGAAUUUCUCCUCCCUGCGCGCCGUCCUGUCCGCCCUGCAGUCUAACCCCAUCUACCGGCUCAAGCGCAGCUGGGGUGCCCUGAGCCGGGAACCGUUAUCCACUUUCAGGAAACUUUCGCAGAUUUUUUCCGAUGAGAACAAUCACCUCAGCAGCAGAGAGAUUCUCUCCCAGGAGGAGGCUACCGCGGAGAAUGCCCCCCCAGGAAGCCUGCCCUCAAAACUGCCCCCAGGCCCCAUCCCCUACCUUGGCACCUUUCUCACGGACCUGGUCAUGCUGGAUACAGCCCUGCCGGACAUGCUGGAGGGGGAUCUCAUCAACUUUGAGAAGAGGAGGAAGGAGUGGGAGAUCCUGGCCCACAUCCAGCAGCUGCAGAGGCGCUGUCAGAGCUACUGCCUGAGCUCCCACCUGCCCAUCCUGGCUGCCCUGCGCACCCAGCGCCAGCUCAGCGAGGAGCAGAGCUACCGCAUCUCCCGGGUCAUUGAGCCACCGGCCGCCUCCUGCCCCAGCUCCCCACGCGUCCGGCGGCGAAUCAGCCUCACCAAGCGCCUCAGUGCGAAGCUGUCCCGAGAGAGAGGCUCAUCCCCUGGUGGGAGUCCCAGGGAUCCCUCAUCCUCCACCUCCAGUCUGUCCCCAGCGUCCCCCCCAUCCAGUCCUAGAACGAGGGACCCUCCUCCCGGCAGUCCUCCGGCCUCUCCAGGGCCCCAGAGCCCCAGCACCAAGCUGCCACUGAGCCCAGACCUACCAGGCCCCCGGACCCUGGCCUUGCCCUUGAGUGGCCCUCACAUCUCCCUCCCGGGGCAGCAGGGCUCAGAGGCCUGCGUCGUCCGAGUCAGCAUCGACAAUGACCAUGGAAAUCUGUAUCGGAGCAUCCUGCUCACUAGUCAGGACAAGGCCCCCAGCGUGGUGCAGCGAGCCUUGGAAAAGCACAAUGUGGCUCAGCCCUGGGCCCAGGACUAUCAGCUCUUCCAAGCCCUUCCUGGGGACAGGGACUGGGAAGAGAUGUUGAUUAGCACGAUAAUAUCAGUAGCUUACAUUUUUGGAAUGUUUGCUAUGUGUCAAGUCGGAUUUUACAGAUGA